Stegastes partitus (bicolor damselfish) is the source of this 2022-nucleotide messenger RNA. RefSeq names its product TLC domain containing 1 (gene tlcd1). Gene Ontology annotation, biological process: membrane assembly; plasma membrane organization; regulation of membrane lipid distribution. Gene Ontology annotation, cellular component: plasma membrane. The transcript has 4 exons. Lineage: Eukaryota; Metazoa; Chordata; Actinopteri; Pomacentridae. The record is from RefSeq and is a predicted model, not a curated record. Bases 799 to 1566 code for a protein of 255 amino acids.
AAAGAUUUUCAAAAAGUUUGUCUUGCAUUUUGCUCAGUUGAACGACUUGUGGUCAGCAGCUUCUACGUUUAGUUUAAUUCGCAGGUUUCUAGCAAAAAAAAAAAGUUUAAUAAAGAAAUACCUGCUAUUGUCGUUAUUGUUUAUCAUUUAAAUAGAGAUCGGAGACUUUUACGCACGGUGCGUAAUUUGCGCACUGAAGGAGCAGCGCUUGCUUGCGCAACCAAGAAGUUCCUGUACAGCUUGUUCACAGCUUUUUAUGUGUCCUUCUACAAGCUUCCACGAAAUUCCCAUUCCAGCAGCUCUGCUCUGUGAUUUUGUUCAUUGCGUAACUUGAUCGUAGUCGCUGCCCCUCCUUGUUUCUGUGGUUUGGGGGGGGCAGCAGCAGCAGCAACAGCGGCACCACCCACCCCGCUCCUUCUCCGACACUCCCCCGUCAUUCUGUACAUACAGGCGGGCUGAGAGCGGCACCACUCGAACACAAACACCGUCGCACUGGAAUGAGCCGUUACGGGAAUCCCCUCAGAGCCCUCUUCUCCAGGCGCAGGACGCUGAAAACGUGAGAAGAAGAAGAAGAAGAAGAAGAAGAAAAAAAAAAGGUCAGUCCGACAUCAGCUCAGUGGACAUCUGACAACAAAAACAAACAGUGGAUCAUCUCCUGCAUCUUCCUGGCCAACAGUUCCAUCACAUACAGCACGCAUCAGUCCAACACCGGGCGCUGCCAGGGGCGUAAAAAAGCCACAAGAGGGGAAGUGGACAGAGGGGCAGCUCUCUAGGAUAAACGGGGGUGGGGAGGAGAGGAUGGAGGCCCUGCUGAAGAGUCACCCAGGCCCCUCAGUGCUGGUGUUCUCCCUGCUCUUCAGGGUGGUCCACCAGCUGCUGCAGAAGCUGCCGGUCCCCAAAGUGGUGAGGCAGGAUGAGUUCCGCUUCUGGAAGUGGAAGAACCUCUCCAUCUCCAUGGUGCACUCCUUGCUGACCGGGACCUGGACCUUGAUCUGCGCAGUGGUUUGGCCGGAGACGUUGACAAACCUCUACUCUUACCACUGCCCUUCGUCCUACCUGCUGGUCUGCGUCUCCACAGGCUACUUUGUGCAAGAUGCAGGUGACAUUAUCCUGACAGGACAUGCAAGAGGAUCAUGGGAAUUCUUACUUCAUCAUGCACUGGUGAUCAUGGCUUUCCUGUACGCCCUCUUCACUCAGCGGUAUGUAGCCGGCGCGGUAGUGGCUCUGCUCGUGGAGGUCAACAGUGUCACCCUGCACCUGAGGCUGAUGCUGAAGCUGGCGGGCGCUCAGUCCUCCUCCACGUACUACAUCAACAAGUUCGCCAACCUCCUUACCUACGUCACAUUUCGCCUGAGCGCCCAGUUUUACCUCACCUGGUACAUCAUCCACAACUACUCCUGGCUGGACCACGGUUCAUACUUCCUCAUCAGCAUGGUGAUGAUGAAUAUUAUGAUCCUGAUUUACUUCUACCGCCUGCUCCGUACUGACUUCUUCUCCCACACGAAGAGAUACGUAGGACAGAACGGGACGCAUAACAACAAUUCCAAAAAGUUUCUCACUGAUUGACCGGUGGGAGUUCAUGAGACUAUACUGUUUUCUUUAUUCAUGGUGGGAGUUUACACGUUUUGUCUGUUUCAGAUUGUAACUGACAUCAUUCCUCAUGACAACAGGCUCCCCUAUUGUGUCAAACUGCCAAAGAAAAAAAUCCUCAAAAUAAUAAGCUUUGGUGAAACUACCGCACUUUUGCAGGUGCAAGUCAGAAAUUUUACUUUUUACUGGGGCUGCAACUAACAAUUAUUUAGUAGUAUUAGUCAAUAAUUUAAUUUUUUUCGAUUAAUCAAUUAGUUGUUUGGUUAUUAAAACGCAAGGGAAUGGUGAAUUUGUUUCUGAAAGUCCAAAAUGACAUUGUCAAAAGUUUCAUUUUGUCAAUAAGCCAAACAUAUUAUGUUUACAGUCAAAGAGGUGUACAGACACCAGAACAUGUUGUUAUAAUAUGAUGUAAAUAUGAUAUUUUAAAAGCUG